UUAACCGUUUCAUAUUAUCUUUCUCAGUGUUAAUACUUUUUAUGAAACGCAGAAACCAAAUAUUGCAAGGUGAAUCGACCUCUAAUCAUUAUUCCGUGAUGGACUAUGUUAUCUGAUAGCCGGAAAAGUCUGCCGGAUACUUAGCACAGACCAUUUUAUUGCAAAAAUAAAGUUUUUUACGUACUACGUGGUUUAUUAGAAACGUAGUUUGUUCCAGAAACACUACUAAAGUGCAGUGGUUUUUGAUGCUUCAAUAUUAUGAAUGUGCACAGUUUCUAAAUGAUCUUAAUUUAGUGACCGGAGAAAAUUUAGUAAUUUUUAAAAUUCCAGACAUAGUCUUUCAAAAUGGAGCCGGUGGAACAAAGUGUUUAUGUUAUAUCAUUGGAUGCGGUGGAUUUGAACUUGCUUCCAACUAUUUACAACACAAGGGAUGAAAGAAUUGUACCAUUAUGGACAAAAAGCAAUCUGGAGAGAAGAAAUAAUGAGUAUUAUCGAUUUGAAAUUAAAAGUAAAGAUCCUGAAGAUGUCAUAGAUAAAACACCAAAACUUGAAUUCGAAAACACAACCUGUUACAUUUGUGACAUUGAAGUGCCUAAACCUUUUUUCAAUAAACAUAGGAACAGUUUAAGGCACAAAACUAACUUGAAAAUAGCUAAUAUAGCUAUGAAGAGGUUGAUGAAGUAUAUUAACAACACAGACAACGUUGGUUGUGCAGAUUAUGAUGAAGUUGAUCCGCAUGCAUAUUUUUGUGCAAAAUGUACAACUGUUAUAGAUGCAAAAGAAAAGGAGACACACAACAAAUCUCUGGCACAUAGAAAUAGUUUAGUUUUAGAAAAAAUCUUCAAUGAUUACCUCACUUUGUAUCAUUCCAAUGAAGAAAUUAAUGAUGUGAAAGCAAAUAAAAGUAUUAAAGAUCUUGAGGAAAAAAUAUAUAAAGCUAUGCAAAGAUUCGUUAGUGGUAAUAAAAAUGAGGAUGAUUCACUAAAGAGCUCUAAUGAAUCCAUUGAAAAACCCACUAAAGCGAAUGACAAUCUAAAGUGGGAUGCACCAGCAACAGAUAUAGGAAGUGAAAUAAUUUCCUUUGCCAACUAUUCAGCAUCACUAAUGCAGUGUGAUUCACCAAACGGUUCUAAUGAAUCCAUUGAAAGACCUACUAAAGAAAACUACAAGCUAAAGAAAGAUGAUGCACCGGAAACAGGAACAGAAAAUGAAAUGAUUUCUUUAAAAGACUAUUUAGCAUCAAUAAACAAGCGUGUUGAACAUCCUAUGUUAUUUAAAAUGCAAAAUGAGAACAAUUUGAUUGAAAUUGAAACAAUUGAUGGCAGUGUAGUCAAGGUUAGAGAAGAAAACUUCCUUGGCUUCAAUAGAGUUGGAAAGAAGCUUAUGCAGUGUUUUGCAUGUAAAGAGAUAUUCAAAGAAAAAAUGCUCGAAAAACAUAAAAUGUCGGAGAAACACAUACAAUAUAUGAUAGCUCCCUUAAAAGAUAAGCACUGUGCAAGACAGAUUAAUGAGUCUUUGACCCACUGCCUUAUCUGCAAUACAAUAACAGAAAAUUCAGACCUCCAUUCGCUAUGUGAUAAAGACCAUUGGAAAUAUUUGAAAGAGGCCCUAAUAUCUGACAAAUUAGUUGAAGAGUUACCAUCAUGUAAAGAAUCGCAUUUUUACUGGGACAAACCAUUUAAAGACCUUAAUUUAGACAAGUAUAACAAUAUUAACAUGAUUUCAAAUGCUAAUGAAAUUCAGAAAACUUAUAUAAACCACGAAGAAAAAUGGAGCAUUUUUGAUAUGGAAAGUAUUCAAACUAAAAGAAUUCAAGAGCCAAGUGUUAUGCCAAAUAAAUUAUUUUGUACGGCCUGCAACGAAUAUAUAAGUUCUUAUAGAAAACAUAAUAAAACAAAGAAACAUGUUUUUCAUGUGAAUUCAAAAUCGAAGUAUCAUUACCUGAUGAGGGUAACAGAAAAUGCAUUAAAAUGCAUAGUCUGCGAUGUUAAAGUAACAGAUAACGAUGAAUACAUACUCAAACAUGUUCUUGAAAAUGAUCAUUCACAGAAAUACAACCAAUUACUAAAAGACAAUAAAAUUAAGAGGGUUAACAAAGAUAUAUUUUAUUGUAAAGUAUGUGAUGAGAUUAUCCUGUUCAAAAAUGAGUUGAUUCACAUGAAUGCUAAAUCACAUCUAGCGAAGUGCUUCACAGAUGAACAUAUGUUCAAAGCUGAUGAUAAGAAUUCCGAUGACGAUGUCAAAGUGUCUACUGAAUACUAUUACUGUAAUGUGUGUGACGUUAAAGUGCCAAAUUACGGACAUAAUAUAGAAGAGCAUUUAACUGGAAGAAGUCAUUGUUCGAAGGUUGAAAAGUCUGAUCCAACUUCUGAUGUGAACAAGGACAAACAAAAUGAAGUUGCAAAGAUCCAUUAUCAAAUGGAACCUACUGAAUACUCAAACAUACUGAACUGUAGAGUGUGUCAAGCUAACGUUUCGCACAAUGAAUUAGCAAUAUCCAAGCACCUGAUGCACAUAAGUCAUAUGGAGAAUUAUAAAAUAUUCUUAAAAGAUAAUUAUUUGGUGCUGACGCAGGAAAACUGUUUUUGUAUAAUUUGUAAAGUUGAUGUUGGAAUUAAAUCUGAAAUCCUACACGUGUUGGGUAAAAAGCAUAAUAAGAAUAUGACGCAAAUGCUUUCAGGUACAAAUGUGCUCACAGAUACAAAUAUCACAGGCAACCCAUCUAUGUCUAAUAUCAAACCAGUAAAGAUUGAACCACCUUAUGUUACAGCUGUGUCUAAAAGUAAUCCAGACACAGCUGUUCCUGAAGAACCUGCUACUACUGCAGACCCUGCUGUGCCAACAAUUAAUAGUAUCACUGACCCAACUGUGUCUUAUGCCAAGAAAGUGAAGGAAAAUAUUAAACCGAAAAAUGUGUCUAAACACAACUCUUUGGUGUCCACAAAUGUCGAAGGUAGAAAUAAUACAGGACAAUCAAAAGUUGCCAAUUUAGUGUUAGCGGAAAUAUCAGGUAUUAAACCGGAAAUGCUUGCUCUUUUAAAACCAAUGGCCAAUCCAAGGUCAGCUUUUUGUAAAAUAUGUGAAGUUGAAGUGCCAUAUAAUAGUCUUAAUGUUAGUACACAUAUGACUGGUAUUAAACAUAGAAACCAAGCUAUGCUGAGAAAGAGCGAUCCAUAAAUUCUUGUUUUUUUUUAUACACUAACACUACAAGUUAGCCCUUGUCGUCUGAUUGUCAGCGAUGAUGCCGCCCUUAAAUUUACAACAAACUGUCAUUCGCUAACGUCUACUACGCACACACACAUACACGGCCACACACACACACAACAACUCAAACUCUUAUUAAUGUUUUUAAUUACUGUUAUAUCCUUAUUAAUUAUUUCAUUUUAUUUUCAUUUGGUUAAAAAAACACACCCAGUAAAAGCAAGGCAAAAAGAAUUCAGCAACUACAAAUAAUUACAAAAAUAAUUUGCAUAGCUAUAUAAAAAUAACAAUAAUAGUUACCAAAAAUUAAAAAAAUAGUAAAACAACUAGGGUGUAACGGUAAAACUCUUAACCUGUGGGUUAUUCUGUGAAACUGGCUUUAGAAUCUGAUUAUUGAUGUCACCUGUAGUGUGAGGUUUCCACUGAAGAUUUGACUUUACGCCUUAUUAUGAGAUCGAAAAUAUUGAACACUUAAGAGUUAAUGCAUACACCUUUUAAAUGUAAUACUUUUUUUUUGUAUUUUUCGAUGAAAUAAAUAAAUAACUGAUUUUAUGGA
Pararge aegeria (speckled wood butterfly) is the source of this 3757-nucleotide messenger RNA. RefSeq lists its product as uncharacterized. The record is from RefSeq and is a predicted model, not a curated record. The coding region runs from base 346 to 3177 and encodes 943 amino acids. NCBI's taxonomy places the organism in Eukaryota, Metazoa, Arthropoda, Insecta, Lepidoptera, Nymphalidae. The transcript is spliced from 5 exons. Gene Ontology annotation, molecular function: nucleic acid binding; zinc ion binding.